CCCCCGUUACCGGCCCGUUCUCCCCCUCUCCAGGCCUCGGAUGUCUGCGUGCGGCCGGUACCGUUCAACGCCGCCUUCGUAGCCCGGUUGGUGCCGCGGCUGCGCUGGGGGGCGCUGCUGGAGGCGGCCGAGAGCUUGGGGCACCCCUCGGAGCUGCCCCCCGAGCCUGCCCCUGACUAUGAGGGAGAUGAAGCGUUCCUGCGGCGGGUGCACCACGUGCUGCUGGAGGUGGAGGUGCUGGAGGGGUUCCUGCAGUGCCCGGACUCGGGGCGCCAGUUCCCCAUCUCCCGUGGGAUCCCCAACAUGCUGCUGAGAGAGGAGGAGGCCUGAGGGGGGGGGCACGGGCUGGAGUCACCCCCCGUGCACCCCCGGGUUAUUGGGGGGGGGCCAAAGUGGAGCAGAGACGUUCUGUCCCCCAU
Messenger RNA from Pezoporus occidentalis (night parrot), 419 nucleotides. It is a transcript of the gene TRMT112, whose product is annotated as tRNA methyltransferase activator subunit 11-2. Gene Ontology annotation, biological process: rRNA (guanine-N7)-methylation; peptidyl-glutamine methylation; tRNA methylation. NCBI's taxonomy places the organism in Eukaryota, Metazoa, Chordata, Aves, Psittaciformes, Psittacidae. The annotation marks the transcript as partial. The record is from RefSeq and is a predicted model, not a curated record. The transcript has 3 exons. Gene Ontology annotation, molecular function: protein heterodimerization activity.